AGGGCCGUUAACAUGGAGAACUACAAGUACCAUAAUGCAUAGCGGCUUGACGUGUCAUCAAGCAAACAUGGCUGCGUCCUAAAAACAUUAAUGGUUUUCUACUUAGAUUUCAAUUCUUCCGUUAUUACUACUAACAAACCGGUCGAUUCGAAUGAAAGAGUCGAGUUUAAAACGAUUAUUUACCGAAUAUGUUAGCGGUCUAAUAAAACGAAACGAAUACAGCGGCUGUCAACGAAAAAAUUAUUGUUCUUUUAAAUCUCAAUGGUGAAAUAUGGAAGCAGUGCAGUCACCUCUCAGAUUUCCACGUUGCGUUUUAAGGACUGAGAUUUACUCACGACACCUGUGAUUCAUCCAGAGGAACGUCACGACGCUUAAACGGGGCAAAAAGAGCAUUCGGUUCUUCUUUUGGUUUAGAAAAGCGAUGUUUAGUCCUGUAAAAUCAUCGUAUUCCAGGGUGAGCCCAUUGAUUGUUAAUCGGGAGCUGGGGAAGACCAAGAUGAGAUAGCAAGAGGUGAAACACUUCUCUUUCACAGUAAACGAAACUCGGUUCACUAAAGAACAGGAGGAGGUUUACCGAUUCUAAGCUUUACAAGGCAGCUGCGGUCAUGUUUGGAGAUCUGUUUGAGGAGGACGGGGAUGGCUUUUCCUCCUCUACACCUGGCACAGGUGUGAAGGGGAGAGAGUGUGAGCCUCCACCACCCAGAGGGAAAAUCAAACUCUGCGGAAUCAAGAAUCAGGGUGGCACCUGUUACCUCAACUCCCUGAUCCAGACUCUGCUGUUCACACCAGAGUUUAGGGAGGAGCUGUUCCAUCUUGGACCGGAUGAAUUAGGAUGUCUGGCUGAUGAGGAUAAACCAGAGGCAAAGGUCCGUGUGAUUCCUCUGGAGCUUCAGAGACUGUUUUGUCAUCUGCUGCUGGUGGAUGAACAAACAGCCUCCACGACAGACCUGACCGACAGUUUUGGCUGGACGAACAAUGAGGAAAUGGGUCAGCAGGAUGUGCAGGAGCUGAACCGGAUCCUGUUCAGUGCUCUGGAGAGCUCUUUAGUAGGCACUUCAGGCAGCAGUCUCAUACACCGGCUGUACCAUGGGACGCUUGUCAACCAGAUCACCUGCAAGGAGUGCGGCAAUAUUAGUGAGAGACAGGAGGACUUUCUGGACCUGACUGUGUCAGUGCGUGGUGUGAGUGGGCUAGAGGAGGCGCUGUGGAACAUGUUUGUGGAGGAGGAGAUGUUUGAGGGUAAUAAUCUGUACCGCUGCAGCAGAUGUGAUCAGCUGGUUAGGGCCGCUAAGUCUGCUAAACUGAGAAAACUUCCACCAUUCCUGACCAUUUCUUUGUUGAGGUUCAACUUUGACUUUGCCAAGUGUGAGCGCUACAAAGAGACUGGGAGCUACCUUUUUCCUCUUACAUUCAACCUCAGACCAUUUUGUGAGCAGAACAAUUGGCCAGACUCAGAGUAUUCGUACGAGCUCUUCUCUGUCAUUAUACAUAAAGGAGGCUGUUAUGGAGGCCAUUAUCAUGUCUACAUCAAAGACAUCGAUCAGCUCGGCCACUGGGAGGCACCGGAGGAAGAGGUAAAAGUGAAGGUGAAAACCCAGAGACAAGAGGACAAAGUUGGGGAAAGAAAGAAAGACAGUGAAAAUUCUGUUGACACCGAGGAUCCACUCUCUGUUCUUACUGACAUUCUGGCUCAGGAUGAGUCGAAAUGUGUGCUUGUAGACCAGCUGGGCCAAAAGCUGAUGAAUAAAACGGGCACGCCAUGGAGCAAAAAAUAUAAAAAACAGUAUGGCACCAUCAGCAAGUUUCUUCAGAACCACCCUGAAGUGUUUAUGCUGGUCUCCAAUGGAACCCGUGUAGCUCUGAAAGCUGCUGGUCCUGCAACAACAGAACCCAGUCCAACAGAGCCAGUCGGUUCAGCUUCAGCCAGUAACAGCGCAGAGAACACGGAGCCGGAAACGGCAGGAGACACUGAAGGCCCUGACGGAUGUCAUUGGUUUGACCUGAAUGAUUCCACUGUGACGGCCAUUACAGAGAAGGACAUAGAGAAGCAGUUUCAGGGAAAAGAGAGUGCCUACAUGCUCUUUUAUAGGAAGACAACUAUGAAAAGACCUCCAGAGUCCAUAGGAAAUCCUGCGUACAAAGUGCCUCCUUACCUGGUGGAGAUGGUACAAGAGGAGAAUGCAAGACUUCAGCAGAGAAGAGCUGAGUUUGAUGCCAGCAGCAACAGCGUUGAAGUGCGGCUGCAUUUGGCCCCUCAUUACCACUACCAAAAUGGAGCCCUGCACCCCAUAUCUCCAGACGAAGACUCCAUCAUCACAGUCACCUUUGACCGCAGAAAGACUGUGGGAGACCUGCGAUUGGCCAUCUACCAGAUGCAAGAUCUUUGGGAAGGAGACAUGGCAUUGACAUUGGCUAAGAAUGUGCCAGCUGGGUUACAUUUGUAUGAUACACUGACAGAUGACCAGAUAUCCCUGUAUAGUGCAGGUGUGUCUAAUGGCUCUGAUCUCUUUGUGUGGAAUGGAAGAAAGGUCAGUGGUGUGGCGGUGAAAACUGGCAUCGAAUGGGAGCCUGUUUUGCUGACUGUGUUGCGUCCCUCUGUGGAAGAGCUGGGAUGUGGGGAUGGGUCAGGGGUCGAAGACGCUGAUGGAUCCGGUCUGGUGCGUUCCAUGAAGGGCUUUGCUGGUGGGGCCACUCUUGGUACAGUGCUCGAGGCUCUAGGGCCUCAAGAGGCCUUUCUGUGCCAGGAGCAGAGCCGUCCAGGGGCCAAUGGGGGCGGGACGAGUGGUUGGAGGGUUUUCCCACCUCAGGACAUGCAGAGGACACUGCGAGAGCUGUCUCUGAAGGACGGAGAUGCUCUACUGCUACUGCAGCCAGAGGAACUAGACAGCAGUAUCUUCAGCUUCAGCGGUGACAUGGUCACCGUGACAACGCCCUCAGACUGCCGCUGGCUGCAGGUGGAGUUUUGCCCACAGAGUGGAAUGAAGGAGGAAGAGGAGGAGGAGCAAGGGAAGAAAAGGAGUAAAGUCUCAGCUUCAGGGAACAUGCUGCUGGUGGAGGUGAAGGAAAAAGCUCUUGAGGAACUUCGCUUGCAGGAUGAGCUCAGUGGUGUUGAAUGUUGUCUGAGGCAAAUGGAUAGAACUGGAAAACUUUUACCUCCAGUUCAUGAGCAUUUGAGUGUUCGGGAUGCAGGGAUCAGGUUGAUGACUUCACUCUACCUGUGUCCCGGACCAGUGCCAACAGCAACACAGUUGUUCUUGUACUUCUGUGUUGGUCUAGCGCCCUCAGUUGGUCAGGAGCUAGAGAUUAUUGUAGAGGAGUCUCUAACCGUCAAAGAGUGCCUUAAGGAAAUGUUGCAGAUGGUGAAACUUGACGGUGAGUCAUGGCACUUAAGGAGAGUGGACUGGUGUGAGGAAAUUGGAGAGCCACUUAUGGAUGAGAAUGCAUCUCUGAAAGAAGCAAAGGUCAUUCAUGGGGACACACUGGUGCUGGUGGAGGGGCGGCUGCCUCCAAAGGGUUACCUCAAACUGUCUGUGAAGAUGUACAUAGACGCGAUUGACAGCUCCAGCGUUCCAGAGCUGAACCACACAGCAGAGUGCCUGAGCAUUGAGGGGCUCACCACAGAGGGGUCUGGAUCAGAGAUGAGAUUCAUUGGUCAUGUGGAGAUAUCAGAGGAGGCUUCACUUGAUGAUCUCAAGACUCAGAUGAUGACUCUGCCGGCACUUCAGGAUGUGUGUGUGCCCAGUCCUGCGUUUCUGCGUGUAUGGCUGCUAGAGGGCAAGAAACUGUCCAGGAUACUCAGAGGAAACCAACAGACACUCAGGAAGCUGAAGCUGGGGAAUGGAGUGGAGGUGUGCAUUCAGAGGCUGAUGAAAGAGGAGGACCUGGGCCUGAAGGAUUUAUUGCUGAGGGUUCAGAUUGGGGUGCCAGGAGAGAAGGCGUAUUAUCCUUCUGAGGAGUUUUUGUGGGACGCAGGGCGGGACGGCACCCCCAGGGGCCUGUACGCUGCUCUGGCCUCCCAGUAUGGUCUUACUCCUGACAACCUGCUCCUGGCUAAACACCUGCCUGACAAACACACCUGGAUGCCCAUUUCCAACUGGACACAGCAGGUUUCAAAAAGAAAGAAGAAGAGGAAAGCUGAGAGUCUCCAGGCUGCUCCCUUCUACCUGAAAGAUGGAGAUAUUAUAGGUGUCAAGAAUCUGCUAAUAGACAAUAAUAAAGAAUUCAUUACUCUGGAAGAUGAGAUUGGUCAGCAGAGACUCGGGGAGGAGGCAGUGAUUCAUAACACAAGGGGGCGUCCUGACACUGGAGAAUGUUCACAAGAUAUUGGGUCCAAGAAGUUAGGCCCAACUAAAAACGGAAAACGGAAACCAGAGGUGGCCUUAUCGAUCAAUGUGGGAGUGUUCAGGUAACCCAGCCUGCGAACAGCCACUUUAGAGCUGCCUGUUGGUCUUCAAAACCUUCACUAAAGCCGCUAAGGUGCCAUGGCAGAGACUGCCCCACUGAGUCACAGCAAGGAAGCCAAACUGAGGACAAUGUGAAAGUGCUGACCAGGAAAUCCAGCCUGUGGAAAAAUAUGAUUCUUUGGGCACGGGGAUGCUGAUGCUGAUUAAUUUUAAGUGGAAAUAUCAUCUUCAAUCACUGAAAUUUCUUGAAGCUUGCACACUUGCGUUGCCCUUUUAUAUGCAAUUCAUUCCUGGAGCAAAUAUUUGUACCCUACAAGACUAAGAGAUCAGUUUCAGCCUAUGCCAAUGGAUUUAUCCUGCCUCACUUCUGAGAGUCUGCAGUUUUUUUUACAAGGAGGGGUUUGAUGGUAAUGGUAUUAAAUGUUACAACUUGUCUUCUAUAUAAAUGCAUCAUUCAUUCUUUAAUUUUUUUUUUUCAACAAAAUCACAAUACUGUAUGGGAAGAUGUUUUACUCAGAUAUCCUUAAUUACCAUAUGUGCAGUUCUUUAUCAUUUAUAAUGCUUUCAUUCACUCAAAAAUAAAGUUCUGUGAUUUAUAAACUCACCCCCAUAUGAUCCCAGACUGUAAUUUAGGCUGUUAUUCAGUCAUAAUAUUUCUGUUUGUCCAGUACAAAAGUCAUCAUUACUUUUCAUUAACAGCAUUAUGUUUUUUAGUGAUUGAAUGUGAUGCACUAUUUUUAGGUCUAGGUGAAAACAGAGACUUUAGCUUUAGAGAACCUGAAUUAUUUAUCACUGGUCAUAUGGAUAUUUUUGGUGCAUAAAAUUUCUUCAGAUUUUUUUCCUUUCUUUUUUUUUUUUUUUGUUCUACAUGAAGGUGAUGUGAAUGAUGACAAUUUUCAUUUUUGAAUUUUUCAUUGUCAAACUUGUUUAAAAAAAAAAACUUUUCUUUUAUGUUAGUAGUUCUCUGCCAUCUUUACAAUCAAAAUUAAUUAAUUUCUCAGAACAUAGUGGUUGAUUCAGUGAGUCUUGAUGGUGGUGGCCUCAUGACAUAUAUUCUAGUGUUUCAGUAUCUUUUACAUUUGAGGUUGAAAAAUGUGUUUAUGCCUGACCAACCACCUCUGCCUCUCCUAUUGCAGGAAAUCAGCUGUGUGCUGAGAGAGAGAAAGAAAUGCUGUUCUAUAACUGAAAAACCUUUAGUCCUUUACAGCCUUUUUAAUGAGAAGUCCACAAGACUAUAAUACUGCAGUUUCUUGUUAUUGUUAUGGUACAACCAAGCAAAAAGAAAACACUCUCCUGAAUCAGAGUCAUGCAAAUCAGGGAUGAUAUCCAUAUUAGUUUUCUUGCUUUUUCUUUCUGUUGAGGAGAAAAUAAAGACGCUGAUUUGAACUGAAAUGGUUUUGAGCACAAAGCAAGUAUUUUAAGAAACGGUUUUAUGUAUGAAUUGCAUGUAUAGCUAAGUAUUGUUUGCCUUGUUUCUAAUGAAAAAGUAAUGUUCCAUAGUUUUGUAAAUGACAACAUAAAUAGUAUGUGGGUACAUCUGUGAGGGUUUUUCAGCUUUUUAUUUUGCAUUACUUUUUUCUUUUCAUUAAAAAAAAUCUAAUUUUGUUUUAAAAUCAAAAGGCUCUGUUAUGCUUUUUAAGUGGUUGCACACAUUUCCUAUAUAAUCUGUGACUGUUUAUAUUUUAAUAAGUGCAAUGACUUCUGCAUAACACUAUCCGACAGCUUAAAAUACUUUGAGUGGCAAAUUACAAAACCCGAAUUCUGGAAAUGUU
Messenger RNA from Onychostoma macrolepis, 6175 nucleotides. It is a transcript of the gene usp40, whose product is annotated as ubiquitin specific peptidase 40. The transcript has 31 exons. The record is from RefSeq and is a predicted model, not a curated record. Lineage: Eukaryota; Metazoa; Chordata; Actinopteri; Cypriniformes; Cyprinidae. Gene Ontology annotation, biological process: protein deubiquitination. Gene Ontology annotation, molecular function: cysteine-type endopeptidase activity; cysteine-type deubiquitinase activity. Gene Ontology annotation, cellular component: nucleus; cytosol. Bases 606 to 4409 code for a protein of 1267 amino acids.